Budorcas taxicolor (takin) is the source of this 4166-nucleotide messenger RNA. It is a transcript of the gene CHPF2, whose product is annotated as chondroitin polymerizing factor 2. The transcript has 4 exons. The coding region runs from base 1383 to 3710 and encodes 775 amino acids. Gene Ontology annotation, cellular component: Golgi cisterna membrane. NCBI's taxonomy places the organism in Eukaryota, Metazoa, Chordata, Mammalia, Artiodactyla, Bovidae. Gene Ontology annotation, molecular function: glucuronosyl-N-acetylgalactosaminyl-proteoglycan 4-beta-N-acetylgalactosaminyltransferase activity. The record is from RefSeq and is a predicted model, not a curated record.
AGGUGGCAGCGGCUGCGGUGGCGGAGCCGGCGCUUCGGCGGAACCCUGGGGUCUGUUCUCCCCUUCGCGUCCUUCCCCACAACCCUGCAAGGGGUUGUCGCUCGAUAGGAGCGACCCCAGCUCCGGUCCCAGCUCCACGUCCUCGCCCCCCGGAGCUCCCCGGGACCGGGCAUACCCCGGCCGGCGGCCGCCCCUUACAUUGGCCCGCCGUCUCCCCCGGCCCGGCCGCAGGGGCCUCCCCUUGGCCGGCCCCCGGGGUGUCCCUGGGUGUCCGCCGCCCGGUUGAGCCUGAGAGCGGGGUCUUUGCCCUCUCCCCACGUCGCCCGAACGGAGCCUCCCUGUCCCACUUCCUCUGACAGCCCGUGACGCAGCCAGUUCUUAUUUCUGCUGCGAGACGACCAGUCUCGCUCUGGGCCUCCUUUCUUGGGCCUGAGGCUGGUCAGUAACGGCUGAGAGGGAGACGUGGGGCGGGGAGUUGCCGGGCUUGACACCCGAGCAUCCGUCCGCCCGCGCCAGCUGCUUGUCGUCCUCUCGAUUUGCUUCGGGUGCCUGGGGCCUUGGGAAAAGGCAGUCACCGAAUCGCUCUUGACAACAGCCAGAGUGGCUUGUCACCGGCCUCCUUUCUCUUCUCGGAGGAUGGUGGGCAGCCUCGGGCUCUCAGCACCGGGGAUUCAGAGAAGAAUGCCCUGCCCAGCAGCUCCAUCAGCUUUUGUGCUCCUCUGAGGCUGUCCUCUGUGCUGAGUUACCACAUCCCUCCACCUCAUUAGGUGGGGCAGAACCUCUGUGCGCAGUGCCCGUGGCUCCUGACUGCCGGGAGGAAGGGUUCCUCUGGCGCGAGUGUUUUCUUAACGCGGGUGAAGAGAGUAGGAAGGCCUGGGCUCCAUCUCUGUGACUGCCCAGGGGUCAGCAGCCCCUUCAGUGAGUGAGUGAGAUGUAUGCCCCUCCCAGAUGCUCUUUGGGAAAGGCCUGUGGAGUUAGGUUUCUCUAGCUGGGUGCUGGUGUUUUGAUGGCUAAUGUACUUUUCCCUAACCCCAGCUUUAUCAGUUGCUGCCAUCUCUCUGCUUAGAUACUGUCACCAGAUGUAUGUAGUCCUUCUUUGGGGGUUAGGUUUGGCAGGACUGAGUCUUACUUCUUCCUCUUCUGGACUAGAGGACCCACCAUUAGUGGGUGAAAUUGAUUCUAACAUUUACUACCAUUUGGACUGAGGGUUAGAACCAGCACCUUGACAGCGGAAGACAAGGCAGGAGUUUCUUGGGGAUUCUGGGCCCAGAAGCAAACACAACCUUGUUCUCUCGUUGACCUCACUGGCCCCAGGCUCCCUUGUUGAAAGAGUCUGUUGGUCACUGAUUGAUCCCUGAGGCUGUGCCCUCUGGGGCACACACAUGGCCGGGCCCACCACCAUGCGGCUGAGCUCAGUGUUGGCUCUGCUGCGACCAGCACUGCCCCUCAUCCUAGGGCUGUCUCUGGGGUGCAGCCUGAGCCUCUUGCGAGUGUCCUGGAUCCAGGGGGAGGGAGACAAUCCCUGUGUAGAGGCUCUGGGGGAAGCCGGAGGGUCACAGAGUCUAGACUCAAGAACUCAGCUUGACCAAAGCGACGAAGACUUCAAACCCCGGAUUGUCCCCUACUACAGGGAUCCCAACAAGCCCUACAAGAAGGUGCUCAGGACUCGGUACAUCCAGACGGAGCUGGGCUCUCGCGAGCGGUUGCUGGUGGCUGUCCUGACGUCCCGGGCCACGCUGUCCACUCUGGCUGUGGCUGUGAACCGCACGGUGGCUCACCACUUCCCCCGGUUGCUCUACUUCACUGGGCAGCGAGGGGCCCGGACCCCGGCAGGGAUGCAGGUGGUGUCUCACGGGGACGAACGGCCAGCCUGGCUCAUGUCCGAGACCCUGCGCCAUCUUCACACGCACUUCGGGGCCGACUACGACUGGUUCUUCAUCAUGCAGGACGACACGUACGUGCAGGCCCCCCGCCUGGCGGCCCUGGCCGGCCACCUCAGCAUCAACCAGGACCUGUACCUGGGCCGGGCGGAGGAGUUCAUCGGCGCCAGCGAGCAGGCCCGGUACUGCCACGGGGGCUUUGGCUACCUGUUGUCCCGGAGCCUCCUGCUUCGGCUGCGGCCACAUCUGGAUGGCUGCCGCGGAGACAUUCUCAGUGCCCGACCUGACGAGUGGCUCGGCCGCUGCCUCAUUGACUCUCUGGGCAUCGGCUGUGUCUCCCAACACCAGGGGCAGCAGUAUCGCUCAUUUGAACUGGCCAAAAAUAGGGACCCCGAGACGGAGAGAAGCUUAGCUUUCCUGAGUGCCUUCGCAGUGCACCCUGUCUCCGAGGGAACCCUCAUGUACCGGCUCCACAAGCGCUUCAGUGCUCUGGAGCUGGAGCGGGCCUACAGCGAGAUAGAACAGCUGCAGGCUCAGAUCCGGAACCUGACCGCGCUGACCCCCGAGGGGGAGGCGGGGCUGAGCUGGCCCCUUGGGCUCCCGGCCCCCUUCACACCGCACUCCCGUUUUGAGGUCCUGGGCUGGGACUACUUCACAGAGCAGCACACCUUCUCCUGCGCGGACGGGGCCCCCAAGUGCCCCCUGCAAGGGGCGAGCAGGGCAGACGUGGGUGACGCUGUGGAGACGGCCCUGGAGCAGCUGAACCGGCGCUACCAGCCCCGCCUGCGCUUCCAGAAGCAGCGGCUGCUCAACGGCUACCGGCGCUUCGACCCAGCACGGGGCAUGGAGUACACGCUGGACCUGCUGCUGGAGGCCGUGACGCAGCGGGGGCACCGGCGGGCGCUGGCGCGCAGGGUCAGCCUGCUGCGGCCGCUGAGCCGCGUGGAGAUCCUGCCCAUGCCCUACGUCACCGAGGCCACGCGCGUGCAGCUGGUGCUGCCACUACCGGCCGCCGAGGCCGCCGCGGCCCCCGCGUUCCUGGAGGCCUUUGCGGCUGGGGUCCUGGAGCCCCGAGAGCACGCCUUACUCACCCUGUUGCUGGUCUACGGGCCGCGGGAAGGGGGCCGAGGGGCCCCAGACCCGUUCGUCGGGGUGAAGGCGGCAGCGGCCGAGCUGGAACGACGGUACCCGGGGACGAGGCUGGCCUGGCUCGCCGUGCGAGCGGAGGCGCCUUCCCAGGUGCGGCUCAUGGACGUGGUCUCCAAGAAGCACCCCGUGGACACGCUCUUCUUCCUUGCCACCGUGUGGACCAGGCCAGGGCCCGAGGUCCUCAACCGGUGCCGCAUGAACGCCAUCUCCGGCUGGCAGGCCUUCUUCCCAGUCCACUUCCAGGAGUUCAACCCUGCCCUGGCACCACAGAGACCGCCCUUGGGGGCCGGCCCCGACCCCCCAUCCCCUCCGGGUGCGGACCCUGCCCGGGGGGCUGCCGGAGGGGGCAGGUUUGACCGGCAGGCUUCAGCAGAGGGCUGCUUCUACAAUGCGGACUACCUGGCUGCCCGAGCCCGGCUGGCCGCCGACCUGGCAGGCCAGGAAGAGGAGGAAGCCCUGGAGGGGCUGGAGGUGAUGGAUGUUUUCCUCCGGUUCUCAGGGCUCCACCUUUUCCGGGCCGUGGAGCCAGGGCUGGUGCAGAAGUUCUCCCUGCGGGACUGCAGCCCUAGGCUCAGCGAGGAACUCUACCACCGCUGCCGCCUCAGCAACCUGGAGGGGCUGGGGGCCCGUGCGCAGCUGGCCAUGGCCCUGUUCGAGCAGGAGCAGGCCAACAGCACCUAGUGUGCUCGGGGCCCCGCACCUCCACACACAGCCCCUGCCGGGCCCCGCCUGGGGAGGCAGGCAAGAUGCAUGGACAGAUGGGCGAGCUUGCCGCUGUGUUUUUUUUUUUUAAUAAGAAAAUGUUAUUAAAAGUGUCUUCUGCCAAACUGUUUUUAGGUCUAGGAAAAAUGGGAGUAAGGAGACUCUGAGGGAGGGUGUGGGGAGCUUCCCGGAGGGACCCACUGCCCUUUUCCCGCCCCCCUCAAUCCUCCUCCCGCCCCAGUUGCCAAUGACCACACGGCUGUUAUCAGGUAAAUGACCUUUAAUCCAGCCCCUGCCUCGCCCACAAGGUGUCGGGGGUGACAGCCAGGCCCGCGGGGACGGGCCGGGGCAGGGCCGAGUGGCCCUCUGCGGCACGCUUCCCCCGCGGGCCUAGGUGUUGCGCACGACCAGCGACUGCUCCAGCUCCUGCCUGCG